AUGAGAUUCACAUGUGUACCCUUUGGUAACACAGAGAGCCCAUUUCUGUUAAAUGCCACUAUCAAACAUCAUUUGGAUAAGUAUCCCCCCACUAGUGUAGUGCAAGAUUUGAAGGCUAACAUGUAUACAGACAAUUGGAUGAGUGGUGCGGAUUUUGCUGUAGAAGCAGCUGAUAAAUUUUGUGAAGCCCAUAGCAUUUUUGCUGAUGCUGGUAUGGACCUUACAAAGCUUGUGUCAAAUAGUUUGCUGAUUACUUCUCAGUUAUGUGACAAGGUACCCUUUAUAAAUUCUGAUGAACCUAAUACCGUAUUAGGCCUUAAGUGGUGUAACUCACAGGACAGUUUCUCCUUUGAUGGCAUAAACUCAGAUUCUAUUGUAGAAGUAGUCUCUACUAAGCGAAGUAUCCUUAGUGUGAUAGCUAAGAUUUUUUACCCUUUAGGAUUAACUAGUCCAUAUGUUAUGUAUGGCAAGAUACUUUUUCAGGAACUCUGGAAACUGGGUCUGACUUGGGAUCAAGAAAUGCCAUCAGAGUUGAAGCUUAAGUUUCAGAGAUGGCUCCUUAGUAGUCAACAUUUUAAGAAUUUUCAGAUAGAUAGAUGUUAUUUUCCACAAAAAGCCUGGGAGAAGCUUAGUCAUAUGGAGCUACAUGGGUUUGGUGAUGCCUCUGAAAAGGGCUAUGGGGCUUGUGUGUACCUGCGAGUACCUGUGGAGAACGGCUCAUAUAAGGUGUCAUUAGUAUCCUCUAAGUCAUGA
Macrobrachium nipponense is the source of this 753-nucleotide messenger RNA. RefSeq lists its product as uncharacterized. The coding region runs from base 1 to 753 and encodes 250 amino acids. The record is from RefSeq and is a predicted model, not a curated record. NCBI's taxonomy places the organism in Eukaryota, Metazoa, Arthropoda, Malacostraca, Decapoda, Palaemonidae. The transcript has a single exon.